AUGGCAAACCCAGCUCUCGUCAUUGUUCCCGGCUCCUUCGCCCCAACGAAGAUGUAUGAUGAAUUUGUAGAGAGUCUCAAGAGUCACGACAUCAAGACAAUCGUCAUCAACACCCCUUCAGUGGGCAGGAAAGAGGGUCGCCCGCCUGCAACUAUGAGUGACGAUGCUCAAGAGAUUAGCAACGUCGUUUCCAAGCUGCUUGACGAGGGAGAACAGGUCGUGUUAAUGACGCACUCAUACGGCGGUAUCCCUGGGACUGAGAGUCUAAAAACCAUCUCGAGAAAGGCUCGCGAAUCUGAAGGCAAGGAAGGAGGAGUCGACAAGAUUGUCUAUCUCACCUCGGUGGUUUUGCAGCCUGGUACAAGCAAUUUUGACGCCUUUGGCGGGAACCUUCCUGAUUCUCUAACUGUCGAGGAUGAUUACAUGACCCUCGAUACCGAAAUGAAUUCUUCGUUGACCUUUUCGGAUCUUCCUGCUGAGCAAGCACUGGAACUAGCAAAGCAGAUGGAGGAUCACUCGACUCCAAGCUUCAAAGAGAAGCUGACAUAUCCUGGUUACAACGACGUGGAGGUACACUACAUUGUCUGCGAACAAGAUAAAGUUAUCCCGCCUCAGUUCCAGCGCCUCAUGAUUGAAGGUGCCAAGGCGUCGACUGGACGUGAUGUCACAGUUCACACUUUGGAGGCUGGUCAUGUGCCUGUCAUUAGUCAACCUGAGAACACGUCAAAGAUUAUUGAGAAGAUCGUCAAGGUUUAG
Molecule: messenger RNA, 756 nt
Organism: Fusarium poae
Lineage: Eukaryota; Fungi; Ascomycota; Sordariomycetes; Hypocreales; Nectriaceae
Exons: 2
Coding region: 1-756 (251 amino acids)
Source: RefSeq, a predicted model, not a curated record